Messenger RNA from Rangifer tarandus platyrhynchus (Svalbard reindeer), 1200 nucleotides. The record is from the annotation of a GenBank genome assembly. NCBI's taxonomy places the organism in Eukaryota, Metazoa, Chordata, Mammalia, Artiodactyla, Cervidae.
AUGGAGAGGAAGAACCCGUCCAGAGAGGGCUCUCGAAGGCUGUCAGCCAAACCAAGCAAGGGCUCGGAGAUGAAAAAGGCGUCUCGUCAGCUCGGCCUGGCAGCUGCUGAGUCAGAUAAGGACUCUGGAUUUUCAGAUGGGAGCUCAGAAUGCCUGAGCUCGGCCGAGCAGAUGGAGUCCGAGGACAUGCUGAGCGCCUUAGGCUGGAGCCGAGAGGACAGGCCAAGGCCAAGUUCCAAGCCUGCGAGUGGAGCCUUCCCGACUCUGUCCCCCAUGGUGGUCAUGAAGAACGUGCUGGUCAAACAGGGCAGCAGCUCCUCCCAGCUCCAGUCGUGGACUGUCCAGCCCUCCUUUGAAGUGAUCUCGGCCCAGCCACAGCUCUUAUUCCUUCAUCCGCCAGUCCCGUCUCCUGUCAGCCCGUGUCACGCCGGUGAGAAAAAGUCUGACUCCAGGAACUACUUGCCCAUUCUCAAUUCUUACACCAAAAUAGCCCCUCACCCUGGCAAAAGGGGCCCUUCCCGCAGCCCAGAAGAACGAGGAGAAGGUGGCAUGCAGAAGAAGGUCUGUACUGAGAGACUGGGGCCCGGCCUGUCCGCUCACGAGCCAACCAAGACCAGUGCUGGCCCACCCCAGCCCCCAACCCCCUCGCCCCCCAGCGCCAAGCUUGCCGAGGACUCGGCUCUGCAGGGCGUGCCCUCCCUGGUGGCGGGUGGCAGUCCACAGACUCUCCAGCCGGUGUCCAGCAGCCACGUGGCUAAAGCUCCCAGCCUGACCUUUGCCUCCCCCGCCAGCCCCGUCUGUGCUUCCGACAGUACCCUGCACGGGGUGGAGAGCAGCUCCCCGCUGUCCCCGCCGGCGGCCAGUUACAGCUCCGCUCUGUGGGCCGCCGAGCACUUCUGCCGCAGCCCAGAUAGCUUCCCAGAGCAGCGGCAGAGCAAGCACAGGCGCUUUCAGAAUACCCUGGUAGUCCUGCACAAAUCCGGUUUGCUGGAGAUCACUUUGAAAACCAAGGAGUUGAUUCGUCAGAACCAGGCAACUCAGGUGGAACUUGACCAGCUCAAGGAGCAGACCCGGCUGUUCAUAGAGGCCACUAAGAGCAGGGCUCCUCAGGCCUGGGCCAGGCUGCAGGCAUCUUUAACGUCAGGGUCAGGUCAUACCGGCAGUAACCUGGAAGCAUUCUCUGAGCAGCCAGACAUAUAA